This is a messenger RNA of Porites evermanni, 4657 nucleotides long. The record is from the annotation of a GenBank genome assembly. Lineage: Eukaryota; Metazoa; Cnidaria; Anthozoa; Scleractinia; Poritidae.
CUUCUUCAGACUGAACAAUCGUUAUUAGAUCAAGAUCGACUGCCUGAGACCGCUGAUGAUUUUGAUCGCCUUGUGGUAUCAUCGCCUAACAACUCGGUGGUGUGGCUGCAGUACAUGGCAUAUCACCUUCAUACAACGGACAUUGACAAGGCAAAGGCUGUAGCCGAGAGAGCACUCAAGACAAUAUCAUUUAGGUAAUGUUUGACAUUUUAUCAUCAUUAAUUGUUAAUAAAUUGACUAACGGAUGUUUGGCUAUUGUUUUCGUGUUUACAACUGAUAUAGCUUCGUUUUUGUGAGUUUAUUGUAAGUUGUAGCAACUGUCUUUGAGUCUAAAACUUUUAACAGGCUGAGAGCCAUUGUUAAAACUACCUGCCUCAAUAGUAUUAAUUAUUCGCCUCUAUUCUCGUACCCAGAGCUUUCGAUUCCCUUCUUCAGACUCGUACUAAGUCGCUUCUCUGUAUGCCCUGUGAUUAAUGGGAAGGAUUUAGUGAGUUUGCGAUGCAUCCAGGGAAGGAAGAAAAACGCGAAGCGACGUCAGUUUUCCUUCCUCAUUCCCAAGCGCCUUUGCGCGCGUCAAACUGCCUUUCCAUGUUCCUUUGCGAAAAUAAGUAAGUGGCGACUGGGUACGAUUCUGUCUCUUCGCCCAAAAAUGCCAGCUUCGAGCAUGCCAAAUUUUGUGAAACUCGUGAUGAAAAGAAUCGUUGUUGAAAAGUGCACUAGCUAGUACGAUCGUUUUUGUCUGAUUAGAGUUAAAGCGCGUAUUAGUCUCAGAUACUUAAAAAUCAUCAUUUUCAUGUGUCUCGUUCAUUCAACAGGGAGGAGCAGGAAAAGCUGAACGUGUGGGUGGCCCUAAUGAACUUAGAAAACCUGUAUGGUACACAAGAAUCCCUUGUGAAGGUGUUUGAGCGAGCCCUGCAGCAGAAUGAGCCUAAGAAAGUUUUCUUUCAGUUGAUUGGUAUCUACACAAGAACAGAUAAAUUUGAGGUACGAAAAAUCAUCUGACUCAUGUUCCAAAAUGUUUUAGUUUAACACAUCGGGCCGCGCGAGAGGAGCACACAGGGAGAAAGAGAGAAAGACACAAAAACACGCUCCCUCUCCACUCGCGUGUCUCCAUAGCAAGCGCUGUUCUCUCUCGCACCCAUAACUUCCAAGUGUCCGCUACCCAGGCUAAAUAUAUCUGUGCUUUUGGUUUGUUUGUAGUUGGCCGAACAAUUGUACCAGACGAUGAGCAAGCGGUUCAGUCAAAGCAAAAAGGUUUGGGUUAAUUUUGGUGCAUUCUACAUGAAGCAAGGAAAGCUUGAGUCAGGUAGAAAAUUGCUUCAAAGGAGCCUCAAGAGUCUGCCGAAAAGAAAACGUGAGUAGUUCAUUAGGUCCUAUCACAGGGAACGCAAGCUCAUAUGAGAGCCCGUCAUCUGGGUGAAAAACUGUCGCUCAAAAAAAAAGGAUCAAACAGUCCUAGGAUGUCUGAAAUGCAGUCAGAACACAAAGAAAAACAAGAAGACGCUAAAAGUAAUUUUCAAAGCGAUAUUUAAUGCUCAUUUUGCCAACUUAGUGAGCAAAAAAUAUUUCUCAUACAACGUCUUACAAUUUUCUCGCUGUAUGAGUAAUUAUUGAGCUUAGUAGGGUAGUUUGGCAUCCUAAGAGGCCUCAAGCGCAGUCAAACACAAAUAAACAGAAGAAAAUACAAAAUGCAAGCUUAAAGGGAAAAUUUAAUGCACGUUUCGCUCAAUUAUGGAGAGAUAGGAUAAUUCUCAUACAGCAUCUUAUAAUUGUUACCAUAUGAAUAGUUAAUUUGCAUAGUAGGAUAAUGUUGUUCAGGGCUCUCAUAAUGAGCUUGGGCUUCCUGUGGUUUUAUAUAUUCUGUCACGGCAACAUUCAAUUCUCCCUUCUGCGCAUGUUCAUGUAAAGAAGCAGCUGGUUUUUAAUAGAGAUAAAUGAAUAAGUUUAACUAGCUUCGAAACAGCUCUCGAUUUGAAAGUUAAUUUCACAAUCUUAUUUAGUUAGUACAGUACGCUAUCGACAAAAUAUGUGUCAAAUAUGAGGCUACAAUUCUCGCCAAAAAAUCCUUGUAACACCCAUGCACUUCUCUUUUCCUCUUCAAUGGUUUCCAAAGCCUUUCAAGGUUUUUGUCUGAGAUUGUAGUAUAUUGCCUGGCUCUCCAUAAGUCUCUCCGAGUGCCCUCGCGAUGUUGGGGAUGUCAUGGCUUCGAGUCCUCUCGGAGACUCAAGUUUUUAUCUUUGUCCCGCGCUUGCCAGGUACUAGUCAUGUCGUCUUUCAGAACGCUGGUGCUGCUGUUGUACUCUUCUUACUUGACUUUUUUUUCUCGAUAGAAGGAAAAGAGAAUCUCCUUCCUCUUAGUCCAGCCAAGUUUCAUUACAGCUUUUUCAGUAGCCCUCAGCUUUUUUGGAGCUACAAGUUUAUUAGCCUUGGGCUAUUUAGUGUUACCCUCGCUAAAUAAAGGCAUUAUUAGAACGUAAAUAGUUUUUAUGCCGUUAAUAUUUCCCUUGCUAGUUCAAUCUUAGUCUUUUAGAGUCAAAAAGUACAUCGGCCAGUAAUGCAUUCGCCAAUCCUGUAUAAUUACGCUCUGCUUCUGGACUUGGCAAAGCUUGUGUGCCAAACACUCGAAAGAGAUAAGUCGAUGGCCGAUGAUGCGUAGGGCUCCCGCCCGACGAUUUCCACCCGCUCUCUCUUCCAUAAAACGCCCCUCCGCCGCGCGCGGUCUUUUUUUGCGCACACCAUUGCCUGUCUCUCUUUGCGUAAAGAUUAACUUGAUUCAUUCGUUUAUUUGCAUACGAUGUGACUGGUCAGAUGUGACUAACUUUUCUUGUGUUUUUUCUUUGCUGGUUUUGUUUCCUUUGCAGAUAUUGCAACUAUCGUGCAGUUUGCCCUGCAUGAGUUCAGAUAUGGCGAGCCACAGCGAGGGCAGACUAUGUUCGAAAGUAUUUUAACCAACUAUCCCAAAAGAAGUGACCUCUGGUCAGUUUAUCUGGAUAUGAUGAUUAAGCAAGGGGACGCGGAACCUGUUCGGUGAGGAAUAAACCCACAAAUUCAGUGUUACGAGUGGUUUAAAAUGUCCACUUUUUGAAUCUUUUAGUGCACCCUGCGAGCAGAGCCUCCUUUUGUCCUCUUGUUCCUCUCUACUAACUAUGUCUUGUGUGAGGAGGAUAAAAGCAGGCUCUGUCUGAAUCGCCUCAAGCCUUUGAAGUCGCCGCCGCUCGAACUUUUGGACUAGUCAAUCUUAUUCUCUCUUGUCGAAUUGUUUUUUUUUCUUUUCGAGUGUGAGCAUCCGUUUAUUGUGAAACCGAUCGUCAUAACCGUGCACGCUGCAGCAAGCGCACGGCUAUUAGGCCUACAAGGUUCAAAACUAUGUGCUAGCAUCCUGCCGUGCAUGUUCAAGAAGGAUCUUCCUUGAUUCCUGCAGAGUCUUUCUCUAGUACGCUAAAAUAAAGCAAACUAAAGGAAGGCUAUGCUGGCAGGGUGCUUUUAGUGAUCGAAGCUCACUUGUUCUGAUUCUUGAAAUCCGCUUUUUUAUAAACGCAGUUUUCUAGCAAUAGAGGUAGAAUUCUUUAGAUAAUUAAGCCUGGCGAUUUUUUAAUACUCGGCUUACGCGUUUGUAGUGUUUCUGUUUUUGGUUGUUUUUGUCAUAUUAUUCCAGCGUUUGGCACUAGUUUCCACUUCUAGCACUUUGCGCCGUUACGUGUUUUGCUUCGAGUUCUUUCCUUCGAGAUUUUGCCUUUAGUUUACUCUGACUAUACCUGCUUUCGGCACCUGUUGCGCAUGUACCAGUGCUCAUCGACGCUGUUAUGUUGUAGUUCGAUUUGUCACUGGUUCAGUCUUUUGGGCGAAGGACUUGGGGUCCGAUUACAUGGGCCGAGUUGGCUCGCUUGGCCGAGAUCUCGGCACGCAACCAAAAUCAACUUUGUUAUUACAGGGCAACCGAGUCAGCCGGGUUACUCGACAAAGGGACCCAGCCCCGCAGACGGAGCCAGCCCAUAUCAUGUUGUUAGGCUCUCUACCGAUAUUUAUAGAUAUGUGUGAUUUAGCCCAGCAGGCAGAGUGCUGAUCUGCAGAGUGGGGUGUUUCGGGUUCGAUCCCCGAUAGGGCCAAUGCUCAGAUCUUAAAACAACAAAAGCGAUGUUUUCCGGCCUUUUAUUAUUAUUAUUUUUUUUUUUUUGCGUCCUACACAUAGCUGGACCACCUCUUGGCUCAAAUUUCUGACGCAUAAUGGCAAACCUGUCUCCAGAACUUAAAUACAGUGUCCUUAUAGAGCGUUUUCACAUGACGUCACGGCGGCGAUAUUUGUGUUCCAAGACAAUGAAACGGCGGCCAUGUUGGUGUGCGAAACUAAUCCUGUUGGAGUUGAACUCUUUUCUCAUGUAAAAACUUUCUUUUGUUCCAAUAAAUUUGCAUAGAUGCUGGCCACGUUAGUGAAAACGCUCUAGAGUUAGUAGUUCCUGCUUUAAGUUUUCCCUGUUUUAUUUUUCCUAUCAGGCAAAUAUUCGAGAGAGUCAUCCACAUUAACUUGUCUUCCAAAAAGAUGAAACUCUUCUUCAAACGCUACCUGGACUUUGAACGUAAAUAUGGUGAUGCAUUCAGCGUGGAAAACGUUAAAACCAAAGCGAUGGAGUAUGUUGAAUCCAAGGCGGGCUUGAGCUAA